AGAAAAGGUAAAAAUUCUCCGAUGGCACAUGAUGUAAGGUUAGACCCCGCGCCUCCGCAAUUUGGAAAGAACUAACCUAGAGUUACCUGGUGCUACUCUUGAGAAGGUAUGAAACUGUCUUGGUCCAUAUUCUAAGACCAGGGACACGAGGUCUUCCCCUCAAAUCCUCUAAAUCCAGAUCAAACAGAUCAAAACCAUUUCUGAAUCCAUCGACAGAUUAUUUUGUUUCUUCCCUCUGUAAGACCUCGUGGACAACUUCAUUGUGGGUUUCUUCUUUUUCCUUAUUUUCCCUAUCGAAUAUAAAUGUCUCCAUUUCCUCCUUGAUCAAGAAAGACAGAGAGAUCCUUUCUCAUUGCCUUCAUUUCCUUUCAAUCCCACCUCAUCUCAUUCCAUUCCAUGCCAACUGUUGCCCUUCGAUCGGAGGAGGAGCCUCAGCCAUGAUUUCCUUUUCAGUUGUCACCAAUUCACGAUUGCGCAUGUCAUUCCUACUGCUGUGCAUCCUCUGCGGGUUAUUUUUCUCAAUUGGCGUAUCUGCGAGUUCAAAUGAUGUUGUGCGACAGUAUGAUAAUCUGAUCCAACGACCACUUACGAAUAAUGAAGAUAUUGCAACGAACGAGCACUCUCAAAAUCCCAUCAGCCAUGAAGCUUCAAACACCCUACCUGCAAUGGUGAGCGCCCUGGACGUGCUACAAGAAGAUUACUUUGCAACUUGGCAAGGCAUUUAUCCAACAGGAAUUGACUGGACGUCAGCAGUGAUUGGUAUUCUCAUUUCUAUCAAUGUCUAAAUUAAGCCAGAGCAGUAACUAACACCAAUUUUUAAAUAGGCACAUAUGUCGCUGGUGCCCUUACUACUCUCUCAAAGUCCUUCUCUGACCUCUCCUCGCCGAAGACGAACGAGAACAUCAUCAACAAAUACUUUGCUGAAUUAAUUGGCUUUUAUUUUGGUCAAGAUGCCUUUUCUUUACGACAACAAGCUUAUGAUGAUAUGCUAUGGGUGGUUCUCGGCUGGUUGGAUACGGUGAAAUUCAUUGACCUACACUCGGAAUUACAUUACUCCAACCUCUCUCAACCAGAAUGGUACGGAAAACAAUACAAACCUGCAUUCGCACAUCGUGCUCGACUAUUUUGGGAAUUAGCAUCCCAAGGAUGGGAUACUACUCUCUGUGGUGGUGGAAUGAUAUGGUCUCCAUAUCUUCUCCCAUACAAGAAUGCCAUCACCAAUGAACUCUAUAUCGCAGCUUCGAUAUCGAUGUACCUAUAUUUUCCUGGAGACUCUAACCAAUCUCCGUUUCUAUAUUCAAACCCUACCUAUCCACCUCGGGAUCCAAAAUAUCUUCAAGCAGCUGUUGAUGCUUACAAAUGGUUGAACAGCUCAAACAUGACUGAUUUGCAAGGAUUAUAUGUCGAUGGAUACCAUAUCUCGAAUCUUUCUAGUAGUAACAAUACCCGCUGCGAUUCUCGAAAUGAGAUGGUAUAUACAUAUAAUCAAGGGGUCUUGCUUACUGGUCAACGUGGUCUCUAUGAUGCAACUGCUGCGCGAUCAUACCUUGAAGAUGGCCACAAGCUCAUAUAUGAUGUUAUUAAUGCUACAGGUUACGAUUUGAAGCAUGACAUUGUCGUUUCACCACCACCCCAAAAUGGUUCCACUUUGGCGAAAUGGUUUGGUUUAGGUAGAAAUGGGAUACUAGAAGAGGCUUGCGAUUCAGAUGGUUCCUGCUCUCAAGAUGGGCAAACGUUCAAGGGCAUAUUCUUUCAUCAUUUGACCGCAUUCUGUAGUGAUUUACCGACAAGGCCUAAUGCAGGCACCGAAGAGAGUUUGGAAUUCGAUAGAGAGUGGCAUUCUGGCAAGUGCUCGAAAUAUGCAGGUUGGAUCAGACGAAAUGCUGAGGCUGCUUUGAAAACCAAGGAUGAAGAAGGGAGAUUUGGAAUGUGGUGGGGUGCACCGGCUGCGAAUAGUUCCCUUAACAACGAUACACCGAGCCUGUCAUCGGAAGACUCUGUAGACUACCGAAACCUGGGAGUUCCAAACAAUAGAGAAUGGAGAGGUGAAAAAUACAUGAAAGGAGCGAAAGCGAGCAAGAUUCCUAGAUAUGGAGAGGAUGGAGGUCAAGGUCGUAUUGAGACGGAAGAUCCCAACGACCGAGGUAGAGGAAGAACUGUAGAGACCCAGGGUGGAGGAUUAUCUGUAUUGAGAGCAUCCUGGGAGAUAGAACUCAGAUAAAUUUGUAUAUAGCUAUUUCAUCGUAUCCUUAUAGAUGGGUUGUGGGUGGUCUUAGAUUCAGCAUUUACACCAAGCUCUAGAUUCGAACUGUCAAUAAAUAUUCUCUACCUCGAGUUCCAUGAUUGGAUUG
This is a messenger RNA of Sclerotinia trifoliorum, 2351 nucleotides long. Lineage: Eukaryota; Fungi; Ascomycota; Leotiomycetes; Helotiales; Sclerotiniaceae. The record is from the annotation of a GenBank genome assembly.